CCUGAAACAGUCAGGUCCACCCAGGGAGACCUCAGCUCAUCCACCUGCACGCCGCUCCCCAGGAGUCUACGGCAACGUCAGAGCCAAGAUGGGGCGGAAGGAGAUCAUCUGUAGCUGGAAGAAAAGCAUCAGUAACAUCAAGGAUGUGUUUGACUUCAAGGGGAAAAUGGGCUCUGGCUCUUUUUCGGAGGUUUUUAUGGUGAGAGAGAAGAAUACGGGAAAGCUAUAUGCCCUGAAAUGCCUGAAGAAAAAACAUCUUGCUAAUAGCAACCUGGAGAAUGAAAUCCAAGUACUGAGAAGGAUAAAGCACGAGAACGUGGUGGGACUUGAGGAUUUCUAUGAAAGUCGAACACAUUAUUACCUGGUCAUGCAACUGGUGUCAGGCGGAGAGCUGUUUGAUCACAUUUUAGACAAGGGGGUUUACACAGAAAGAGAUGCCAGCAAAGUGAUCAAACAAGUCCUGCAGGCUGUCAGCUACCUGCAUGAAAACAGCAUAGUACACAGGGACCUUAAGCCUGAGAACCUGCUGUACUAUAACACAGAUGAGAACGCUAAGAUCAUGGUCAGUGAUUUUGGCCUGUCUAAGACCCUGGAUCAUGGUGUGAUGUCCACAGCCUGUGGUACACCAGGAUAUGUUGCCCCUGAGGUUUUGGCCCAGAAACCCUACAGCAAAGCAGUGGACUGCUGGUCCAUUGGAGUUAUCACUUACAUCCUGCUUUGCGGCUACCCUCCAUUCUUUGAAGAAAAUGAGACCCGUCUGUUUUCAAAGAUCAUGAGAGCCGAGUACGCCUUUCAUUCACCCUUCUGGGAUGACAUCUCUGAAUCAGCCAAAGACUUUAUCCGGAAUAUGAUGGAGAAAAACCCCACAAAACGCUUCCUCACUGAGCAGGCACUCAGACACCCCUGGAUUGCUGGAAAUGCAGCUAAGGACCUCGACAUUCAUCAGUCUGUCUGUGAACAGAUGGAGAGAAACUUUGCCAAAUCCAAAUGGAAGCAAGCCUUCAAUGCAGCCUCUGUAGUCCACCACAUGAAGAAACUGCAGUUAUCCCACAGUGAGCCCUCCCCCUCACCCCUCUCCAUGCCCCACAUCAUAGUACAGUCCUCCUCCCAGAAUGACCUUGAGAUGCUGGGGCCCUGCCACGAUGAGGGUGAUGCCCUCGACCCAAAUGGGAAUCCCGUUCAUGCUGUGGACAGAGAUGUCCAUCCACCUCUGAGAGCCAGUCACAGUGAGCCUGGCAAUGUCCUCACAGUUGAUGACACAAGAGAGGUCAAUAAUUUCCAUUCAGAGAGAGACACUUCUUUCAGGCCAACCAAGAGUCUGGAUGCUAUGGCUCAGAGGAAGGACCUGCCACUUCAGUCUGGAGUGUGUUCAGUCAUGUGAAUGGCUGUCCAGUCUGAGAUAAAUCUCAUGCAGAUUGUCUCUUUACUUGAUGGUACUCAGUGACAUCCAUCUUGGCGUGAAGGUGUCGAUACGCCUGCUGCCCAGCUUUUUCAUGCCUGUUCUGGUCCGUGCUUCAGAAAACACAUUCCAUCAACAGACACACACAGUAUCUACAGUGUACACAGACUCUUUGUGGGCAAUGGACACCACAGUGAAACAGACACAGGCAGAAAUUCAUCAUUUUGAAUUCAUGCAAAAUGCUGUUAAGUUGAUGACAUUUAUUUUCUCAAAACUAUUAUAUAUUGUAUGUUACUGUCAAUGAGUUACUAAAUGUCAUCCAUUGUAAAUGUAUUUAUUUUUAAUAGAUUUAGCUGGCAUAUGCAAUGUGAAAGCUAAUAUGAUUGUUUGGAGUUUGUUUGAGACUGACAUGGCUGUACCUUUACCUCUAAUGGCUUCUCAGUUUUUAUAAAGCUGUUAAGCUUUUUCAGGCUCUAGAACCAACUAGAGUCAUGGUUUAUAUCUUAUAUAACUUACUUUAUUUUCACCGUUUGAAGGAAUGUUCCUUUGACUGUAGUGUUGGGACUGUUGCAGGUUUAUGGAUGAUAUUGUUUUUGUUUUGUUUUUUUCAUUUUUGGAUUAGAAAUCUACAAAGAUGAUGGUUGGAAAAUUGUCAUUUUAUUAAUGAGAUAAACUUUAUUUUAUGGUGGAGUCCCUGACACACUGCUGGGUGUUUGCUGUGUUUUCUGUAGCAUGUACACAAGCUGCUCUCUUGUCAAACAGCUGAACUCAUGAAGUGCCACAAGCUGAUGUAAAGACACUGUCAGCACUUCUGUCAUGGAUGCUUCUGAAUUCACAAAUGUAGUGACGUACACAUACAUAUUUUUUGUAUUAUUUUCGCAAUAAAUAUGUAGUAACUUUUAUUUGAAUACUGUGGAUUCUGCAAAAAACAGCAGAUGCAAACCAGACAAAUAGAUAAUGUAACAAUCACUUUCUCUCCAGUUCUUACAAAGCCAAAUACAAUACAUAACAAAUAAGUUGGCUAAGUGUUGCUCUGUCAUGGUUGUAGCCUUUUGCAAGAUAAAUGAUGAAAACUCUUAAUAUCACAAUGUUUUUGACCAAAUAUUGACUGAUGUAUCCAUAGAAUGUAGUAAUAACAGAAGCUACAGUACCAUCAACACAUGUCUUUAAUUCUCAGUGUAUUCCAGGAGUUAUUCUGUGAUAAGCAGCAGUCAUUUACAUCUCCCUUAACUCUCCUUCUGUCUCAUUCAU
Scatophagus argus is the source of this 2650-nucleotide messenger RNA. Its product is annotated as calcium/calmodulin-dependent protein kinase type 1D-like. Bases 89 to 1381 code for a protein of 430 amino acids. Gene Ontology annotation, biological process: peptidyl-serine phosphorylation. The record is from RefSeq and is a predicted model, not a curated record. Gene Ontology annotation, molecular function: ATP binding; calmodulin binding; calcium/calmodulin-dependent protein kinase activity. NCBI's taxonomy places the organism in Eukaryota, Metazoa, Chordata, Actinopteri, Scatophagidae. Gene Ontology annotation, cellular component: intracellular anatomical structure. The transcript is spliced from 13 exons.